AUGGCCAUCCACCACUGGGUGGGGUACAACCGGUAUUCGCCACUAGUUGAACUCUACCACGCCUUCGCAAGACGCGUCGGAAAUGUCUCCCUCGAGGAGAUGAAUUUCCAGCGCGUCCUCGACGCUACGAAGCGCGACCCGCGCUAUGCAGAGGGAGCAGUGCAUGACCCCGACACGUCCAAUGUUCGAACCCGUGGGCUUAUCGGGGCUGGAAGCAUUCUCCUACGUUGUUACGUGAUGAUGCUAACAGACUUCAUGCAACUUCGUCAGAAGGCAGCACACCAUAUGACGAACAUAACGUUGGACCUUUCAAGCGCACUGGAAGAUUGCGUUAAGCUGAUUCGAUUGGCUGAAGAGAAUAAGUACAUUCGUGAGAGGGUUGAGGGCCACAUCUUCUAUGUGCAACUAGUAGCACUUACAAGAUUGGCUCACCCCUUCUCUGAAGAGACUCCCGCUAAUGGAUCAAACACGACGGAUCAGCUUGUGGAACAGGCGAGGGAACACGUCUUCCUGGCCGAGUCGUUGGUGGACUACUAUCCGACAGCAAAGCAUCUGCGUGAGGACUUAAAGCUUUCUCAAGGGAUGCUGCAGACUCCUCCCGUACACGAUCCCAACAAAGCCCACGAGAGACGCAGAGCGUGGAUAGCAACGGAAGCCAUGACCUAUGGCAAGGAUACCUGGUAUACUUGUAAGAACGGACACCCUUUCACCGCGGCGGGUCGCGGUGCCUCGGACCCUACGAGUAAGGCGACCACCGAGUGUCCGGAGUGCCGCAUCCCGAUCGGAGGCGGAUGCGAUGAGAAUUCGGAGAAUGACGAGAGCGAGGAAGAUCUGAUGUGA
Molecule: messenger RNA, 840 nt
Organism: Anthostomella pinea
Lineage: Eukaryota; Fungi; Ascomycota; Sordariomycetes; Xylariales; Xylariaceae
Source: the annotation of a GenBank genome assembly